This is a messenger RNA of Cotesia glomerata, 1724 nucleotides long. It is a transcript of the gene Pu, whose product is annotated as saccharopine dehydrogenase-like oxidoreductase. The transcript is spliced from 8 exons. Lineage: Eukaryota; Metazoa; Arthropoda; Insecta; Hymenoptera; Braconidae. The record is from RefSeq and is a predicted model, not a curated record. Gene Ontology annotation, biological process: glycolipid biosynthetic process. Bases 165 to 1430 code for a protein of 421 amino acids. Gene Ontology annotation, cellular component: lipid droplet; plasma membrane; mitochondrion.
UUUGCAAAUCUUCAGUACCGACAAUAUAAAAGGCGUAAGCAGACUAGCAGAGUAAUAACAAUAAUAGUAUUGUGUUUUGACAAUUGUUAAGAUUCUACAUCGUAUAUUUACGGCUUUAAAUUUUGAAUCGUUCCACGAGAAUCAUUUUAAUUACAACACUUAAAAUGGCUGAGAAUCGCCUGGAUGUGAUAAUUUUCGGCGCUACAGGAUUUACUGGGAAUUAUACUGUCAAGGAAGCUGCAAGAUUGUCCAAAGCUAAACCUUUUUCUUGGGGAAUUGCUGGCCGAAAUAAAGAACGAUUGGAUGGUGUGCUGAAAAAAUUUGCUCCAGAAGAAGAAAACAUUUCUGUAAUAAUUGCUGAUGUAAAAGAUGAAGAGUCAUUAAAGAAAAUGGCUGAAAAGUGUAAAGUAGUCGUGAAUUGUUGCGGUCCGUACAGGUUUUAUGGAGAGCCGGUUAUAAAAGCUUGCAUUGCUGCUGGUACUCAUCAUGUUGAUGUUAGUGGUGAGCCUCAAUUCAUGGAAAAAAUGCAAGUUGAGCACAGCAAAGCAGCACAGGAAGCAGGAGUUUACAUAAUAAGCGCGUGUGGAUUUGAUAGCAUUCCAUGCGACCUUGGAAUUAUUUUUGUCCAGCAAAAAUUUGGCGGAGAAGUAAACAGCGUUGAAACUUAUUUAGACAUGAAGGUGGAUGGAAAUUUUAAAGGAGCUAGUCUUCAUUACGGGACCUGGGAGUCAGCUGUUUAUGGACUAGCACAUGCUGAUGAGUUACGUGAAUUGCGUAGUAAGCUUUAUCCUAAUAAACUACCUUCAUUUGAACCUAAAUUACGUCCAAGGGGAAUUGUACACAGUUCUGAAAUAUCUCAAGGAUGGUCUUUACCUUUUCCUGGUUCUGAUCGUUCAGUUGCUUAUAGAUCUCAACGAUAUCUUUAUGAAAAAAAUAAAAUAAGACCAGCACAAGUGCAAACUUAUAUGAUACUCAGUUCUAUUUGGGCUGUAAUAUCAGUCGCAUGUAUUGGAGCAGUUUUUUCAUUGAUGACUAAAUGUAAAUGCGGACGCAGUUUACUUCUCAAGUAUCCAAAAUUUUUCUCCGGAGGUUUAGCUAGUCAUGAAGGACCAUCACCUGAAGCCAUGGAAAAAACCUAUUUCUCAAUUACAUUAAAAGCAAAUGGUUGGAAGGAUAAACUUGCUGAACCAACGGACAAGCACACUGAGCCUCCAAAUAAAGAAGUAAUUGCAAAGGUCUCCGGUACUAAUCCUGGGUAUGGAGCUACUUGCACCAUGCUGAUGAUCUCAGCGCUCACCGUUCUUCGUGAAGCUGAUAAACUUCCUGAUAAUGGCGGAGUUCUUCCUCCCGGUGCUGCAUUCGCCAAUACGUCAAUGAUUGAGCAGCUGAAUAACAAUAGAGUUAAAUUUGAAAUAAUUAAACCCGAAUAAAGUUAAAAAGCGAAAAUUUUUCUAUCUUAAUAUAAAGAUAAUAAUUUUAACUUUAACAAAUUUAAAGUACUCACUUCGAAUUUUAAUAAAAUAUAUGAUAUAUAUUCUACUUAAUAUAUUAAUCACAUAUUUAUAAAAGAUAAUUCUUUUUCUACUAAAAAUUUACUUAAACUCUUUGCUACUUUUUUUUAUUUAAAUUUAUAAAAAGUUUUGAAUAUUUAUAUAGUUAUUUAUACUAAUUUUUUAUAUUAUCAUAAAAUACUAAAAUAUUGUUAUGAUAAUACUUGUAUUUUA